AUGGUAAACUCCUUUAUCUUUGUCAAUGCCAUGAAUAUUAUGGGAGUGGCAACAUAUGGCUAUUAUUUGGGUCUCUGGCAUAUGGCACGAGGAUAUGAAAUUGUUAAUCAGCACUUGAAGGAAAUAUUUCACCACCUAAGUUCGUUUGUGAUCUAUGCAAAUAGUUCGAAGUUGACCAUACGGAUUUGUGGUCUCUUUCAAGUGGAUCGCAUGCAAUGGUAUAGUUUAAUGUGCGCCAUAAUGUCCUAUGCCAUAGUUUUGGUGCAAUUUCAUUUAUAUUUGAAUCGAAAAAUCUAUUAA
Drosophila willistoni is the source of this 300-nucleotide messenger RNA. Its product is annotated as putative gustatory receptor 59b. The record is from RefSeq and is a predicted model, not a curated record. The transcript has 2 exons. Gene Ontology annotation, cellular component: membrane. The coding region runs from base 1 to 300 and encodes 99 amino acids. NCBI's taxonomy places the organism in Eukaryota, Metazoa, Arthropoda, Insecta, Diptera, Drosophilidae. Gene Ontology annotation, biological process: sensory perception of taste.